AUGGAGUCCCGAGUUCUCUCACGCGCCACCGGCAUUCCCAGCGUCCCAGCACUGCGAAAGCAGCCGUCAAGGCUCAUCCCCACCACCAGCUUCGCCACAGUGAAAACAAUCGGAGCUGUUGGAGAUGGCGGUAACCUCAUAUGGGGGAGGCAACUCCGGCCAGCUAUUCUACUUGAAAGCUCGCCGGCCAUCGGAAUCUGUCUUCCCACUACCAAAAAAGAGAUUCUCCGGCCGAGCAUGGCCGCUGCGUCUUCGCCGGCUGAAGGAAGUGAUUCCGCCGGGGAUGCUAAGGUGGCUCCAAUCGGGUUCUUCGAGAAGUACCCGGCCCUUGUAACCGGGUUCUUCUUCUUCAUGUGGUACUUUCUUAAUGUGAUCUUCAACAUAAUCAACAAGAAGCUCUACAAUUACUUCCCUUAUCCUUAUUUUGUGUCAGUAAUACAUUUGUUUGUUGGGGUGGUGUAUUGUUUGGUGAGCUGGACUGUGGGCCUUCCUAAGCGCGCCCCUAUUGACUCAAACCUUCUUAAGCUGCUCAUCCCUGUCGCUGUGUGUCAUGCCCUAGGCCAUGUGACCAGCAAUGUCUCAUUUGCAGCAGUUGCAGUUUCGUUCACCCACACAGUCAAAGCACUCGAGCCGUUCUUCAAUGCCGCUGCAUCUCAAUUCAUUCUUGGACAGCAAAUACCCCUAACUCUCUGGCUAUCAUUGGCUCCGGUUGUCCUUGGUGUAUCAAUGGCAUCAUUGACUGAGCUUUCUUUCAACUGGUUGGGCUUCAUCAGUGCGAUGAUUUCCAAUAUCUCCUUCACUUACCGGAGUAUAUACUCAAAGAAAGCCAUGACUGAUAUGGACAGUACCAAUCUGUAUGCCUACAUCUCCAUCAUCGCUCUCAUCGUGUGUAUUCCACCUGCCAUAAUUAUUGACGGACCUCAACUGAUUAAGCAUGGGUUUAGUGAUGCUAUUGCAAAAGUAGGGGUGACAAAGUUCCUCUCAGAUCUCUUCUGGGUGGGAAUGUUCUACCACCUGUACAAUCAGCUGGCAACAAACACCCUUGAGAGGGUGGCACCGCUUACACAUGCAGUUGGAAAUGUGUUGAAACGGGUGUUUGUGAUUGGCUUCUCAAUCAUAGUCUUUGGUAACAAGAUUUCUACUCAAACUGGCAUAGGAACAUGCAUUGCAAUUGCUGGAGUGGCUAUCUACUCAUUUAUCAAGGCCAAGAUGGAAGAAGAGAAACGACAAAUGAAAGCAGCAUGA
Molecule: messenger RNA, 1245 nt
Organism: Ilex paraguariensis (yerba mate)
Lineage: Eukaryota; Viridiplantae; Streptophyta; Magnoliopsida; Aquifoliales; Aquifoliaceae
Source: the annotation of a GenBank genome assembly